This is a messenger RNA of Protobothrops mucrosquamatus (brown spotted pit viper), 658 nucleotides long. It is a transcript of the gene GPX7, whose product is annotated as glutathione peroxidase 7. The record is from RefSeq and is a predicted model, not a curated record. The coding region runs from base 26 to 658 and encodes 210 amino acids. Gene Ontology annotation, molecular function: glutathione peroxidase activity. Lineage: Eukaryota; Metazoa; Chordata; Lepidosauria; Squamata; Viperidae. Gene Ontology annotation, biological process: response to oxidative stress. The transcript is spliced from 3 exons.
GGACGUCAGUAGAAAGCGGUGCAGUAUGUUAGAUCCCGAGGACAGUGCGGAGCCUAAAAUUGGUUCUCCCUUUCCUAAAUUUUUGCUUAUCCUUCUAGCCAUGCUGACGGUCACGGGAGCCCUGCUGUUCUUGGCCUUUUCGGCCACCGAACAGAACGAGGACAAUUUUUACUCCUUUAAAGUGGUCAACAUCAGGGGUAAACUAGUCUCCCUGGACAAAUACCGAGGCUCGGUAUCACUAGUUGUCAAUGUUGCAAGUGAAUGUGGGUAUACCGACAGUCACUACAAAGCCUUACAACAGCUGCAGAAAGAGCUUGGUCCCUAUCAUUUUAAUGUGCUAGCAUUUCCCUGCAAUCAGUUUGGACAGCAAGAACCCAAUAGUAAUAAUGAAAUUGAGAGUUUUGCCAGACAAACAUACAGCGUUACCUUUCCUAUGUUCAGCAAGAUAGCAGUAAAGGGCAUUGGGGCAAAUCCAGCCUUUAAAUAUUUAAUUGAAUUCACUGGAGAAGAGCCAACUUGGAACUUCUGGAAAUAUCUGGUAGAUUCAGAUGGGAAAGUGGUAAAUGCUUGGGACUCUACUGUCACUGUUGAAGAAAUAAAACCUUAUGUGAUCGAACUUGUGAGGCAACUCAUUCUGAAGAAAAAACAGGAAUUCUGA